GGGGGGGGUUUGGGACCCCUGCUUACAGCAGCACUUUGGACCCGAGCCGCAGGAACACAUUAGGAGCCUCAUCGGUUCGUUACGAUGCGGUUGCCUGCGUCAGCACAGUGAGCUCCACAUGAGACGUGUUUUGCGACAUAUAUAAACACCACUUCGUAUUGAAUUUUGGGCGUAAAAGAAAAAAAUAAAAUGCUUGAACUUGCGAUAAUCUCAGGUCAGCGCAUGGAGUGUGCUGCGUUCUCACCGCGGCGCACGCCACACACGAAACGCUCGCACGGUCGCACGUGUUCCAUGUGGGCAUCGAUCGUGUGGGCCGCCUGACUCCCGUACGUCACAGAGCUCUGUCGCGCGGCGCCGCUUGGUCGUGGUUUGCUAUUUCCUCCGGGACCGUCGACUCCGCGUCGAAAUUCCAAUCAUGUUCGACCUCCGUUAUUGUGUCCCACGUCUCUGCCCUGACCUCUGUUUUCUUUACUCGACGCUCUAAUCUAUUCAUAACGUUUCGCCAUGUGUUUAUAUCAAUCGACGAAUAUAGAUCUGUGUGUAAACGUCCGCAGCCGUCCACGACGCGCAGAGGAAUCAGGGUCGGCCGCCGAGACCAAGCUUGGUUCUGGUGGGUAUCUGGAAGGUGGAUCAAAUCACUCCUUAAACCAGAUUAAACUACUCUUCCUUAGGAUUGAUUGAUCUCGCCCGGUGCACUGGAACCAAUUAAUGCCUCCCCAAACAUUUCCUUGACUCACCCUCUGGAUGGACCGACGCAACCCCUCGGUGGGAUUCAGGGGGCUUUCAGUCGGCAAUCGACCCCCGACUCGGUGUAUUUGCGCCUCGGCCCGCACCUCUUUUAUGUCUCACAAUGAUACUGGCGCUACGACCUGCUCGCCGUCUGCACACACAGGCUGCUUGUGGAAUCCUCAUCGGCUUUCUUUGUGUCCUUCCCUCCUCCUCUCUCUCUCUGUCUCUCUCUGUCUCUCUCUGUCUCUGUCUCUCUCUCUCUCUCUCUCUCUCUCUCUCUCUCUCUCUCUCUCUCUCUCUCUCUCUCUCUCUCUCUCUCUCUCUAUUCUCUGUCUUUUAUCCCCCUGUGUAUUCAGCUUCCGCUAAUAACACCCAUGCCUGGCAAUCGCAGUCACUGCGCUUCGCACCCUACCGGCCGGCGGACAUCGCCCUGAAGCCGCUGCUGUUCGAGGUGCCCAGCAUCACCAUGGACUCGGUGUUCACCGGCCGCGACUGGCUCUUCCAGGAGAUCGACGGCCAGCUCAACUCCGGCACCAGCUCUGGCGUGGUCAUCGUGGGCAACAUCGGCUUCGGCAAGACGGCCAUCGUUUCCCGCCUGGUGGCGCUCAGUUGCCACGGCACCCGCAUGCGGCAGAUCGCCUCGGACAGCCCCCAGGCCUCGCCCAAACACGGGGAGGGCCUGCCCCUGAGCCAGCCCCCGCCCUCCCACGGCACCCUGGGGGGGGGCAGCUGUCCCGGGACCCCCGAGAUGAGGCGGCGCCAGGAAGAGGCCAUGAGGAGGCUGGCGUCUCAGGUGGUGGCCUACCACUACUGCCAGGCGGACAACGCCUACACCUGCCUGGUGCCCGAGUUCGUGCACAACGUGGCCGCGCUGCUGUGCCGCUCGCCGCACCUGGUGUCCUACCGGGAGCAGCUGCUGCGCGAGCCCCACCUGCAGAGCAUGCUCAGCCUGCGCUCCUGCGUCCAGGACCCCCUGGCGUCCUUCCGCAGGGGGGUCCUCGAGCCCCUCGAUGCACUUUACAAAGAGAGGAAGAUCAGCUCCGAGGAGGACCUCAUCAUCCUCAUCGACGGCCUCAACGAGGCCGAGUUCCACAAGCCGGACUACGGCGACACCAUCGUCUCCUUCCUCAGCAAAACCAUCACCAAGUUCCCCCCCUGGCUGAAGCUGGUGGUGACGGUCAGGACCACGCUGCAGGACAUCACCAAGCAGCUGCCGUUCCACCGCAUCUCUCUGGACGUGCUGGAGGAGAACGAUGCCAUGGACCAGGACCUGCAGGGCUACAUCCUGCACCGCAUCCACAGCAGCCCCGAGAUCCAGAACAACAUCUCGCUCAACGGCAAGAUGGACAACACCACCUUCGGCAAGCUCAGCGCCCACCUCAAGGCCCUGAGCCAGGGCUCGUACCUGUACCUCAAGCUCACCUUCGACCUCAUCGAGAAGGGAUACCUCGUCCUGAAGAGCUCCAGCUACAAGGUACGGGGCACAGGUUAGGUUUAGGGUUAAGUUAGGUUAAUGCUACAGGUAAAGUUAGGUUAAGGCUCCUACCUGUACCUCAAGCUCACCUUUAAACUUAUCGAAGAGCUGAAGAGCGCCAGCCACAAGGUACCAGGCCCGAGAUCCAAUCAACGAGCAUUAUGAAUGUUAGACAAGGCGAGUCAAGGCAACUUUCUUUAUGUAGCACUUUACGUACACGAGGCAUACUCGAAGUGCUUCACAUAGAAACAUCGUCAUAUAAUACAAUGAAAUAAUAAAAUAGUUAAGUAAAAGAAAUCAAAGGCGAAGUAAAAAUAAAAUGCAUUGUAGAGAGAGCAAUGUGUUUAAGAUUUAUCAGAAAGCUAAAACAAAUCAUUCAGUCUUGUUUUAAAAGUGAAAGUCUUAAAUCCUCAGGGAGCUUAUACCAGCUAUUUGUUGCAUUGUAACUAAAUCCUGCUUUCCCAUGUUAAAUUACAUUUAAAAGAAAAAUAAUUAGUUGCCUGCCACGAGUAUCAAACGCAUCACAAACAAAGAUAUACACAGGGUUGAAAUGAUUAGUUUAAAACAGAAUGGAAUGAAAACGGAUGUAUUCAGAAUGAAAAUGAGUGUCAGGAAGGCACAGUCGACGUUUGGAAGGAUAAAAACUAAAUCAGCUUACGCAGGACAGGGAACUGGGGAACGGGGGAAUCGCCCUCUGCAAAAGGACCGGUGCCUAAUGGCUUCGCUCUGCCAACAGUCGGAUGUUUUGAUAGUUUCCGCCACAGACACAAAGCCAGCAGCCGCCAUGACACGUAGCGCUGCCUUUGUUAGCGACAAGCUAACUGUGUUCAUUGUUCGUUUUACCGUCGUAAUUACGUAGCCAUUAGUAAUGUAUGCAGUUUACACGUCUGCUUCUGUUUGUUCCUGGUUGAAUGUACCUUGACCUGAUGCAGUUAUUUUCGAGCUGCGUUAUUUGUAUUUUAUGUUUGGGUAUUGCUAAUCCACUGCCUGGAUACACCUAAGUGAAACCGGGGAUUUGGUAUACUUGUUGUAUUUACUAAUCUCAUUAUCGCACAAUUAUAUUCUCUCACCCAUAGCUUUUGAUUUAAUGCCCGAUGUAAUUACUGUUGCCUAGAACCUCUCGGACUAAUUUAAGAUUCAACAUA
Molecule: messenger RNA, 3348 nt
Organism: Gadus macrocephalus (Pacific cod)
Lineage: Eukaryota; Metazoa; Chordata; Actinopteri; Gadiformes; Gadidae
Product: protein TANC2-like
Exons: 6
Coding region: 851-2221 (456 amino acids)
Biological process (GO): regulation of dendritic spine morphogenesis
Cellular component (GO): dendritic spine
Source: RefSeq, a predicted model, not a curated record